AUGAGUUAUUAUAAAAUAAUCUUUGCUAUUUUUUCUUUACUUUUUAAACUAAGCAACUAAUAGCUAUGCCCAACAAGCUAAUGCAGCUUUUUUAACUCAACAUCUUAAACUAAUUAAUGUAGAUCUCCAUCUAGUAGUGAAUGCAUUAGUUCUAAUUAUUGUAUAGAUUACAGUCAAACAAAUUUUGUUGGGAGAGAUUCUGUAUCUUAAACAUGUUUAAAAAACAAAGAAGCUUCAGUAAGUAAUUCAGCUUAGUGCUGGUACACCAUAUUUCAUUAAAUUUGCCUGAAUUCUUCAUAGAAUUAAUGUGUUGACUAUUUAGCUGAAACUGAUCCUACUAGCCCAUAUGUUGGAUUAAUGAAGAGCUCAGAUUAAACAAAAGGUUUAUAUUUAUGCGCAGAGAUAAAUAAAUAUGUUGCAUCAAUAAAUGCUUAAAUUCUCAAACCAUUGUAUUGCAUUGACUCUAAUACAUAGAUUGUAAAUAGUAUUCUUGCUUAGAAUACUUAUGCAGGUAUAGAUCCAUCUAGUUAUUAUUGCUUAUAAGUAAACUAAAAUUCCACAGCUACUCCUUAUUGUAAACCGGGAUAUUGUGUACUAAACAGUACAUGCGCUCAAUUAUCUUUAAGUUUUCCUGCAAAACUAUAAAAUGGUCAAUGCAAUUAGUUAGGAGUGAUAACUUCAAUUGAAUGCUUUAAAGAUAAUCCUUUUACAAAUAAAUCUAUAUGUCUUGAUUAAUACAAUAACAUAUGCUCUAAGAUUACAGACUUCUCAUUUUACAAUAUUGGUAUUUAACCAAAUGGUACUUGCGUUUAAUAACAAAAAGUUUAUGAUCAGAUAUAUUUGUGUUCAGAUCAGAGCUGUCUACUUAAAAAUGGGACAGGUUUUUCUUGUAUCCCUUUUGAUAGUGUUUACAUAGGAAUAGAUUAAUAAGGAAAUUGUCUUUAAAGGGCUGAGCCACAAGCUGUUAGAUGCAAAAAAGGAAAAUAUUGUAUAGAAUAAAUAAAUUAUUCAUGUAUGGAUUUGUCUUCUACUUUGUCUGAUUUAAGAAUUGCAAGAGAAACAUAUACUUCAAACUGUUUACCAUAUAGUGAUUUUGAUGGUCAAAAUAUUGAUAUUUGUGCAGAUGGAUAUUGUUUGUAUACUGAAUAUCCAUAAUAUUCUUAUUCAGAUUACUGUAUCUAAUAUGGCAAUACUUUCUAAUUUUAUUAGCAGCCUUUUAUAGGUGUAGAAAGUAUAACAGAGAGAUGCUUAUUUGCAGAUUAAUUAGUUAAUUCUAUUCUUCUUUGCUAUGGGCCGUAAUACUGCAUUUUAAAUAUUAAUAAUUAGCAAACUUGUAAAUAGCUAUUUUAUCCAUUUGUUUAAGAUGCUAAUUCAAUUAGUUGUGCUGAACCUUUGUUAUGUCUCAUUAGUGGAUAGUGUGUAUCUUUAAAUGACCCAAAUAACAAUUUUAUAGGAAGAGAUUAAAACACUUAAAUAUGUAUUGGGGCUAAUACAUAUUAUGCUCAAUAUUGCAAAAAAGACUAUUGCUUAUUUUAAAAUUAAUGCACAAAUUUGAACUCUCAAUAUAUUGGAAGUGAGUAUUAAACUUCUAAAUGCUUAUUAAAAGGACAAAUUACUAAGAAAAAAAUUUAGCAAUGCUUAGAUGGCUAUUGUAUAUCUUAAACUUUUGGUAAAUACUAAUGUAUUUAACUGGAUAUUGACAUAUCUAAAAAUGCUGUAGGUGUUGAUAUAAAUGGGAAUUGUUUAGGAAUUAACUAAUCUGUUGCAGUUAAAUGCUUUAAAGAUAUGUCUUGCACUAGCAUAACAUAGAUGGGACAAGUUUGUGUUAAUGUAGAUCCUUCAGGCUAAUAUAAAUGCUCUAAUCCAGAUGGAUCUUGUUCAUUAGACCCAAAUAAUUGUGGUAGUUGCAGCUUUUCCUAGUGUUUAAAUCUUACUAAUCUUAUAGCUCAAACAGGAAUUUGUACUCCUAUAGGAAGCUAUUGCUAAGAUUCAUAAGGCGACGAUAGAUGCUUAACUUUUAAGGAAAGAGAUAGCAGCAAUUAGCAAUAAAUAAAUUCAAUUUUUUAACUAAAUCUUAUUUACAUUGUUGAAGACUUAUGUUAAGGGUAGAUUUGCCUUUCGAAUAUGAAGAAUAAAUGUCCAAUUGGAUGCUACUCGUUGUUUAAUGUAUUAAAUGCAAUUAUUUGUAUAAUAAUAUAAUUACUUAUCCAUAUACCUAUCGGAUUCCUUAAGGAACAAUUCAGAUAAGUUAAAAGUGUCUUGAUUGUAAUCUUGAAUAGGGGUUUUGUUCCUAUUUAGUUAUGCACAUAAAGUAAUUGCUAAUCCUGUAUUACUAAAUUCAAUAAUGGUUUGGAUAUUUAAGUAUGUCAAAAAUGUGUAUUAGGCUUUUAUUUGGAUUUGUAAUACUAAUGUCAGAAGUGUAAUUCUACUUGCUUAUAAUGUGAAUUAGGUACACUAGAUAUUUAUGGAAAGAAAAUCUACUAUUAUGAACUCUCUAUUGAUUUAAGAUUAACUUUAGAUUCUACUUAACUAUAUCCUUUAUGUUAGAUUUGCAAAAAUAAUUCUAUCAUAUCUUACGAUUUAAUAUCUUGUGAUUAGUGCGGAACGGGUUGUGCAUCCUGUUAAUACACAAAUGGUUAUAACUACUAUAAUAUUGGAUAGUAAAGUAAUGUUUAGCUGAAUUAAAAUGAAUACUAAGCAUUAAAAAUUUUCAAGCAAUGUUUGAGUUGUAUAAACCCAUAACUAACUAUUUAAACAAAUGGAAGUGAUUGUGGUUAAUCAAUAUUAAAUUGCCAAUUACAUACUUUAAUUAAUAAAUAGACAAGCUAGUUUGACUUAAUUUACAAUUUUGCUUAUUACUAAAAUGGUUCAACUAGUAAUUCUGCUCUUAUUUGUGCCUACUGCCAAGAUAAUUAUAUUUUAUCACCGAAUUAGUAAAUUUGCUCUAAAAAUGGAAAUAUUCUAGAUAACAGAUGUUUGAAAUUUUUACCUGAUAACAAAUCUUGCUAACUUUGCUAAAUUUUUGCUCUUGAUUAAAAAAAUAAAGUGUGUGAUUCAAAUAUCAAGUGUAUUUAAGCUGUUUCUGGAUGUAAUAAAUGCUAUUACUAAAAUUUAUAGAAUAACAGCAACGUAAUUUAACUAUUUACUUGUGUAGAAUGUUAAUAAGCUAAUUAUAUGACAACUCUUCUUGGAUGUGUGAAAUGUUUAGAUGGAUGCGCUUAAUGCUAUGAAAUAGGAUAUGAUGAUUAGCAGAGAAAGUUUAAUAUAACUGCAAAUAUUAUAUUUGGAUCUAUAACAUAUGACGUUAAGGUUCCUGCUAAAUUUGUCCUUAUCUAUGCGAAACAUGUGACUAGUCUAGCAAUAUUUUUGAUAAUACAUAUUCUAUCUACUAAACAAAAUGCUAUUCAUGCAAAACUAUUACAUAGCUAAGCACAGCCAGUUAAAGCAUUUUAACAAAUUUUUAAGACUAUGAAAUAAGGUAUGAUAAAGAAAGAUUUAGGUGCACUUUAUGCAAAAUAGGAGAUUAAUCUUGCUAUUUUAAGAAGAUUACAACUAUAUAUGCGGUAUGCUAAGAUAUUAAAAACAAUAUUGGAAGAGGAACUUAUGAUGAUCCAUUGA
Tetrahymena thermophila SB210 is the source of this 3618-nucleotide messenger RNA. RefSeq lists its product as hypothetical. The record is from RefSeq and is a predicted model, not a curated record. The transcript has 22 exons. NCBI's taxonomy places the organism in Eukaryota, Ciliophora, Oligohymenophorea, Hymenostomatida, Tetrahymenidae.